UUAGCAUGUCGCAUGUUUUCCACGGCCACGCAGUGGCUACAUUGUAAAUAUUCAUGAGUUGUUUUGUUUUGCUUUUUGGUAUUCAUUUAAAGUUAGGUUUAAGGUUAGCAGUGUGGAAAAUGUAAGGAGCAAGGUUAGGGCUAGGUUUAAACUCACAGUCGAAGAAGAUAAAUUGUAGAAAUAGGCGGUUUUUUGUUGACUUUGUGGCUGUGGUAACUAGUAGUGACCAGGUCGCGUUGCGUGUGAAGUUAAAGGUGUACAAUGGGAUUUUUCUGUGGAAUUAUCAAACAUAACCUCUGUCAAAUCUCUCUUUGUUAAAAUAGAAAACGGCAACAAGCAGAGGUUCAGGUUGGGGCACAUUUAGCCCUAUAUAGCCGUUGAGUUGCAAAACAAGAGUUUGUCUUUGAAGCAGUGCUCAAUAAUCAUGCACAAUGGCAGUGUCCGUUAUCUCAUCUUCUUCCAAUACCUCGGGACAAAGUACAGUGGCGUUAUGAAGGCUCCUCCACACCAAGCAGUCAAGGGUGUCCAGAACUACUUGGAGGAUGCGGUACGGUGUUUGAGGCCGGUGAAUGAGGUUUCUCUGUCCAUCUCCAGUCGGACAGACACCGGUGUCCACGCCCUUGGAAACUCCGCCCACUUCGACCUCCAGCGGCAGAACGGCAAGCCCCCAUUUGCUGAGGAGGUCCUGGUUGACGCCCUCAACUUCCACCUGAGACCGGAGCCAAUCAGAAUCACCCGUGCCUACCGGGUCCCCGGUGGGUUCCAUGCCCGUUUCAGCGCUGUGUCUCGGACGUACGUCUACCGGCUAGCCACGGGCGUCACUCAUCACUCCUGCACGCCACUGACCGACGCUAACCUCUGCUGGGGGUUACGGCCCGUUGACCUGGAUGUUGGUGCGAUGCGCGACGCUGCCUCCCUGCUGGUGGGUACCCAUAACUUCAGCUCCUUCAGAGCCCUGAACUCUGAGACACCGUUUAAAGACCCGGUAAAGACCCUGGAGAAGGUCGGUCUGGAACUCGGAGACGCCUUUGUACACAAACACUUCCACAGAGAUAUUCAGUUCUGGGAGCUUACCUUCAAGAGCAGAUCCUUCCUCUACAAACAGGUGCGUAGGAUGACAGGGGCUCUGGUGGCAGUUGGCCAGGGACAGAUGUCUGUCUCUGGGGUGAAGGAAUUACUGGAGGCCCAGGACUCUCAGGCCUACCCACACAACCUCACAUCACCCCCAGAAGGACUCUUCCUCACCAGGGUGGAGUACCACCGGUCAGGCGCUUGGUAACGUUUGAAUAAAAUGAGAAAAAAAGAAGAACCCUCUUUAGAUGUAAAGCUUAUUAAAAAGCAGUGAUACUAUCAAGAGCAGUGUGCAGGUGUCUUCUACAUUUUUUUCUCAAACAGCCAAUCACGAGUCCCCAUGUCGAACCAAAUACUACAUGUCAACAUGUCCUGUCAGCUGUCAGUCAAACUGCACAACGACAGUGCUCUCAUUCCCCCGUCAAACCAAAACGAACAUUUUAAAAGGGAUACAUUGGGAAUCAUCAUGCUAGCAGAUACCCAUAGACUACCAGUCAUUGGGCUAACGCUAGUUAGCUUUGGCUCGCGAAACUACCCCUAACUUCCUUCAUACUUGGACACAGAGAAAAAUAUUAUCCACAAAAUCACCAGUCUCUGGGGAGGUAGAUAAAGGGUCUCAUUGCCAAAAUCCCGAAGUAGCUUCUGUAAAAAAAAACUAUUGGUCGCUAAAUCCGGAGAAAUGACAGACAGACCAUGCGAAAAACAAACAACUGUUGGUCACUGAAUCCAUCUCGGUGGACCACGUCAAAACGUUUGGUUGGAAUGCCCUCAUCCGUCUGAGUGGCCAGGCUGUGACUUCCCUCACCCGCUAUAUACUUAUAACUGAUUGGUUCUGCCCACUGCUGUCCUGUUGGAACACGAUGUUAAGGCUCAUCGCUGUCCUCUCGAUAGUCACCACACACACAGCUGUUUCUAUUUGAGGAUGUUUCUAGAUGUUCCUAUUACUGUGGUCAUCUGAAUGACAUGGAAUCUUAUCGUUGUGGUUUUAUAAAGACACAAGAAAAUGCACACAUUUGCAACUAUGCAAUAUACAAAUGUUCAUGAAUAAAUGACAAAUAGCUUUACACUUACAACAUGUCUAUUAAGGCUUAUAAACACAGUACCGAUAUAAAAUAUAAACAUCUUGGAGAGAGAGAGAGAUAAACCAAUUACUUGGAAUGACAAAGGGUUAAAGUGUAUGGCACCCCCUCUCUCUCCAGUCUUGUGUCAGAAUCUGCCAGGCUGAGAUCUUGUCAGAUCUGGAACCACAAGGUCGUAAAUUACUCUUCACAUGAGCAAGCUCCAAGAACCGUCUGGGAUGACUGUAGAAUGACUGGGAUGACUCUAGAAUGACUCUGGGAUGACGCUAGAACCCUCUAGGGUGACUCUAGAAUGACUGGGAUGACUCUAGAAUGACUCUGGUAUGACUCUAGAAUGACUGGGAUGACUGUAGAAUGACUCUGGGAUGACGCUAGAACCCCCUCUAGGGUGACUCUGGGAUGACUCUAGAAUGACUGGGAUGACUGUAGAAUGACUCUGGGAUGACGCUAGAACCCUCUAGGGUGACUCUAGAAUGACUGGGAUGACUCUAGAAUGACUCUGGGAUGACUCUAGAAUGACUCUAGAACCCUCUGGGAUGACUCUAGAAUUACUCUGGGAUGACUCUAGAAUGACUCUGGGAUGACUCUAGAAUGACUGGGAUGACUCUAGAAGGACUCUGGGAUGACUCUAGAAUUACUCUGGGAUGACUCUAGAAUGACUGGGAUGACUAGAAUGACUCUGGGAUGACUAGAAUGACUCUGGGAUGACUCUAGAAUGACUCUGGGAUGACUCUAGAACCCUCUGGGAUGACUAUAGAAUGACUCUAGAAUGACUCUGGGAUUCCUCUAGAAUUACUCUAGAAUGACUCUGGGAUGACUCUAGAAUGACUCUGGGAUAACUCUAGAAUUACUCUGGGAUGACUCUGGGAUGACUCUAGAAUGACUCUGGGAUGACUCUAGAAUGACUCUGGGAUGACUGGGAUGACUAGGAUGACUCUAGAAUGACUCUGGGAUGACUCUAGAAUGACUCUGGGAUGACUCUAGAAUGACUCUGGGAUGACUAGGAUGACUCUAGAAUGACUCUAGAAUGACUCUGGGAUGACUCUAGAAUGACUCUGGGAUGACUCUAGAAUGACUCUGGGAUGACUCUAGAAUGACUCUGGGAUGACUCUCCCAUGGAAGCACAAUAAAACACCACUAUAGAAAACGCUGUGUUAGUGUCUGCAUGCAAAAGAUGUUUACCAAUACAACCAUGAAAGCACCUUUGCAACCAAUGCGAUAACGCAGUACUUAAUAAUACUGCACAUGAUAAACAAUAGGCAAAGCAGCAAGUCUAACAUUACAGAACGGUAAUACAGUGGGACAUGUGGCUGAAGGUUAUCAAGGUAACAGGAAGUAAUUAUUCAGACUUUCCGUGUUGACAAUAAAAAGUCGUCAGAAACAUGGCGUCUCCUCCCUUCGGACGACGACGACGAUGAUAAACACUCCGACCUGAGUGGGCGGGUGCAGUGUCCAGAUGAACAUUUCCAAGUGCUCUGAUUGGUUGGGAAUGGCAAGGGUGAGGGAUGACUAAAUUAGGCUGGAAAGCCAAAUCUACUGAAGUGACUGUGUGGGGAGAGGAGAGGAGCAGGACAGACUGUUAUUUUGUUGUUUACAUUCCCUUUAAAAGCACAAGGAGGCAUACUCCAUGACGACUUGAGUUGUGUAGACUGGGGCACCUGUGGCUCAGCUCCUCUGCAGG
Oncorhynchus gorbuscha (pink salmon) is the source of this 3831-nucleotide messenger RNA. RefSeq names its product pseudouridine synthase like 1 (gene pusl1). The transcript is spliced from 9 exons. The record is from RefSeq and is a predicted model, not a curated record. Lineage: Eukaryota; Metazoa; Chordata; Actinopteri; Salmoniformes; Salmonidae. Gene Ontology annotation, biological process: tRNA pseudouridine synthesis. The coding region runs from base 425 to 1279 and encodes 284 amino acids. Gene Ontology annotation, molecular function: pseudouridine synthase activity; RNA binding.